AUGAGGCCCCGGGCCUCCGCCGGAGUCCGGCCCGCGAAGCGGACCGCGGCGCCCAGCGCUGCGAUCCAGGCGCAGCUGGCCACCGCUAACGGUGCUCUUUCAGACUAUGUGAAGGUCCGCACCGUGGGUCGCGGGAGCUUCGGCGAGGCCCUCCUGGUGAGACACCGAAGCUCCGGCCAAAUGUCUGUACUGAAGCGCGUACGUCUGGAGGGCAGCAGCGACGCUGCCGCCGCAGCCGAGAGCGCGGCCCGCGAAGCGCAAGUUCUGCAGAAGCUACGACAUCCGCACAUCGUGGAAUUCUUAGGCGCCUUCGUUGACAACUCGCGGGAUUCUACCGGCGGCACAUUGUGUCUGCUGAUGGCCUUCUGCGAAGGAGGCGACCUACAGAACAGACUGCAAAAGGUACGCCAGGAGUGCCGGCGGCUCUCGGAGCAGCCGGCGCUGCGUUGGUUCGACGAGCUUUGCAGCGCUUUGGCCUACGUGCAUCAGCACCAGGUUUUGCACCGUGACUUGAAGCCCUCCAAUAUCUUCCUUUCCGGUAGAAGUGCUGGCAGUGCCCACUACAUUCACGAAGAGGAGUCCGUCUCCAUCGGAGACUUCGGCGUCAGCCGUCCUCUGACCCACUCGAUGGAACUCGUAACCACAAUGGUGGGAACACCUUGCUAUCUCAGCCCAGAGGUGUGCGAGCUCAGACAGUACUCGGAUGCAUUUGAGCGAUGGGGCUCCCCGCAGCCAAGCGUGCUGUCCACGGGUGAGCAGCGUUUCCUGCUCGUCCGGCACGGACAAACGACCUUCAAUGCAGAGAAGCGCUUUCAAGGCUCCAUGGAUGAGGGCUCCGUUCUAACUGCCAAGGGCAUCUCCCAAGCAGAAGAGCUGGGCCAGUGGCUGAAGGGAAAUCCGGUUGCAGCCGUGUUCGUUUCGCCGCUGCUGCGAGCGCGUCAGACUCUGGAAGUGGCCAGGACUGUUGCAGGCGAAGUGCUGCCACCCACGGAGACCAAGCUCUCCGAGCUGCGUGAGAUUGACCUCUACGAGUGGCAGGGCCGAACGCAGGACGAGAUCCGGGCAGAGGAUCCGGAAUUCAUCAGAUUGUGGAAGGAGGAAACUUGGAACCUCCAGGUCAGUGGCCGUUAUGUGGUGCGAGACCUGUGGCGCCGUUCCAUCGAGGCCUGGCAUCGGAUGCGGCAGGUGGCCCCCAGCAGAGGAGAAACGUCGUUGGUCGUCGCCCAUGGAGCAAUUAUCAAGGCCCUGAUCAGCACUGCCCUCGGCUUGCCGGAGCAGGGCUUCCGACAUCUCGCCAUGUCCAACGGUGAGGUGGUUGAGGUCGCGUGGUCAGGCUCCGAAGCCAAGUGGCGCAAGCUUCAUCCCGACAAAGGACCUUGGAGAUGCUUGGCAGACGAGGAGCAGGCCAUGAAGGCCAACCCUGGCAAAGAUCUCAGCAACAUGGACGCCGCAUAG
Symbiodinium necroappetens is the source of this 1455-nucleotide messenger RNA. The record is from the annotation of a GenBank genome assembly. NCBI's taxonomy places the organism in Eukaryota, Dinophyceae, Suessiales, Symbiodiniaceae.